Messenger RNA from Hypomesus transpacificus, 2163 nucleotides. It is a transcript of the gene ndfip1, whose product is annotated as Nedd4 family interacting protein 1. Gene Ontology annotation, cellular component: Golgi apparatus; perinuclear region of cytoplasm; endoplasmic reticulum. The transcript is spliced from 8 exons. Gene Ontology annotation, molecular function: WW domain binding. Lineage: Eukaryota; Metazoa; Chordata; Actinopteri; Osmeriformes; Osmeridae. The coding region runs from base 152 to 808 and encodes 218 amino acids. The record is from RefSeq and is a predicted model, not a curated record. Gene Ontology annotation, biological process: vacuolar transport; ubiquitin-dependent protein catabolic process; metal ion transport.
AUGACAGUGCGAGGGAGGAACAACAAGCACUCUCGCCUUGACUUUACAAGAAGCGAUGGCCGACCUGUGCUAGUUUGCUAUCAAGACUACAUUUACGCACACAGGUUGAGAACUCGAGUGAUCAAUUGAAAGUGAUUGAAUCUUGGACGUUAUGGCAGAGCAAGGCAGCAAUGUUCGUUAUCAGGAGCUGGUGAAUGAAGAGGAGCCGGGGGCGUCUUCCCAGGAGGCUGUGGGGCUGGACGCUCCCCCGCCCUACAGCAGCAUCACAGCAGCCAACGCAGCUUUUUUUGACUACAAGGAAGAUGGUGGCCGGUUCCCCAACCCCCCGUCCUACAACGUUGCCACCACACUGCCGUCCUACGACGAGGCGGAGCGGUCCAAGGCCGAGGCUGCAGCGCCCCUGGUGCCUGGCAGGGUUACGGAGGAGGACUUUGCUGCCAGGGAUGAGUUUGAUGAUGCUGACCAGCUCAGGAUCGGCAACGAUGGCAUCUUCAUGCUCACCUUCUUCAUGGCAUUCCUUUUCAACUGGAUCGGGUUCUUCCUGUCCUUCUGCCUGACCACCUCGGCAGCCGGACGCUAUGGGGCCAUCUCUGGCUUCGGCCUGUCACUCAUCAAAUGGGUCCUCAUUGUUAGGUUUUCCACUUAUUUCCCUGGAUACUUUGAUGGGCAGUACUGGCUGUGGUGGGUGUUCCUGGUUCUGGGCUUCAUGCUGUUCGUCAGAGGGUUUGUGAACUACUCCAGGGUGCGCAAGCUAGCCGACCCCUCUUACGCCACCCUCCCCCGCACCAGGGUCCUGUUCAUCUACUGAAGCUGCUGAAAGCCUGGAAUCUGAAAGAUCUGUUGUAUGUUGAAAACAAAAACAUCAACUCUGCAAAAGUCUGAAACCAAACUCCCAUCACACACCCGCUGAAAGACAGCUCAAACAUUCAGGAAAUAAUAAUCACUUUUUUGGGGGGGUGGGGGGGGGGGGGACCGUAUUCAUGGAUGUUGAUAAAGGUGUUAGUUUGUUCAACUGUGUACUCAUUAGUGGCAAAUGUUGCUUUUUACAUUUGAAGUUUGCAAUACUGGGUGAUGCCUUAUAUCUUUUGAUGUUGGCAUCCCAGCAUGCACCUGCCCAACAGUCCUAUGUACAGUUGAUGUAACACCACCAGUAGCCCACAGAUCAGGGUACACAGUUACUAACAUAACCUUAGAAUCACUUCAAUGGCUUAGUCUGCUAUUCAUCACUCAGUGCUCUCCAUGCUGACAUGUACAGAGACCUUAGACCUUAUAUAUAAGACCUGAUUUUGAAUGACUUCUUUUAAUGAUUUCAUGAACCGAUCUGUUGCAGGUGACCCUAACUCUGUGGGCUUGAAGUAGUGUUGCCUUGUUGUAGCCAGAAGUGGGCAGUGUUCUUUGCUACAUUUAUUCUGAGUUUUAAUGAUCUCUUCAAGGUCAGUAAUGAGAGGAGGUCUUUAGGCGUAGUUAUGUCUUGAGAAGGUGUCUUUUUUUUCUAGGCACGGUAGAGCACAUUGUUAGAACACCAGUGAUGUCUGUGUGCAUCUCAAUUUAUGAUUCAUAACCAUUGUUGUUUUAUUCAGAUUCACACUGAUUUGUAUGAAGGGAUCAGAAGAUGUUUCUUUUUUUGUUUAUGUUUUAAAUGGACUUUCUGUUUGGAGAGGUGGGGAGGGAGUGUGUGUAGAAGUGUAAUAAUCAAACUAUUAUCAAAGAUUGUUGUAAGGAGGUGCACUUUUAGAUCAUACCAAUUAAACCCUGGGGAUUCUUCCUCAUAGUCAUCCAGAGUCCCCGAAAAAUCAUCCCAAACCAUGCAGAAACAUCAUCCCAAACCAUGCAGAAACAUGGACAUUACCGAUGGGUUACAUUUAUUCAUUAGCAGUCUACAUUCUUAAAGGUUGGUGAAAAGGACACUCAAUAGGCUACUAUUACUUUGUCUUGAUAAUUAUGAGUAAUGAUUUUGGAUCCAUUAAUUGUCGUUAUGGAUGUUUUCAACAUGUACAAGCUAGCUGACCCACCCAGCGGUGGACCUGCCCUGGGUGAUGGCCCAGCUGCAGCCAGGCCCACACACCCCUAGUCCACACAGUCUGUUGCAUCCUUAUGGUUUGUUAUGAGCUGUUUAAAACUGUAAAAAGCUUCAUGUCUAAUAAAUGUCACUUUUAAAGUGUU